GAUCACAACGCCCCCUUUUUCUCUAUAAAAUAAACUUCUAAAAAAUGAAAAUAAAAAAAUUGAAAAUAAUCAAAUUACGAACAUGGAUCAGAAAUAUAAACCAAUAUAUGCCGAAGCAUCAGGAAAUACUUUUCUAAUUUUCGAUUAUUUAGACAAAUACGAACAUGAUUUUGAUGAAAACAUUAUUCGUCAACAUCAUAAAUCAUAUGGUUUUGAAAAAAUCGAUUCUUGCCUUGUUCUCACGAAAGUCAAUAAUGAAGAACAUAUUCCAACUCAGCUUCAUGACCUAAACUCUGUUCUCUUAAUGAGGAUGUAUGUUUAUGAACCAGGUGACGGAUUUUGUGGUAACGGAGCCAGAGCUGUUUCAAAAUAUUGCUUUCAUCAUUAUAGAAAAUUGUAUAAUCAAUUUAUUAUUUCAACCGAUGGUUGGUUGCAUGAACUACUUGAACGAGGUGAACAUGAACAGGAUGAACAAGAUGUUGAAUAUCUUGUUGAAAUGGGCGAAUCGUUGUAUCA
Rhizophagus irregularis DAOM 181602=DAOM 197198 is the source of this 516-nucleotide messenger RNA. Lineage: Eukaryota; Fungi; Glomeromycota; Glomeromycetes; Glomerales; Glomeraceae. The record is from RefSeq and is a predicted model, not a curated record.